This is a messenger RNA of Arabis nemorensis, 486 nucleotides long. The record is from the annotation of a GenBank genome assembly. Lineage: Eukaryota; Viridiplantae; Streptophyta; Magnoliopsida; Brassicales; Brassicaceae.
AUGAAAGUCAUUAGCUAUUCUCGACUUGUACUAAUGUUGGCAGUCCUUGUAGGGGCUGUUGUUCUUCCCUCCAAGGCUCAAGAUAGCCCACAAGACUAUGUCAGUGCUCACAACCAGGCACGAUCAGCCGUAGGGGUAGGACCCAUGCAAUGGGACGAGAGGAUUGCAGGCUUCGCUCGGAGCUACGCGGAGCAACUAAGAGGUGACUGCAGACUCAUACACUCUGGUGGUCCUUACGGGGAGAACUUGGCCGGGAGUAGCGGAGACUUAACUGGCAUCCGCGCCGUGAAUUUGUGGGUUAACGAGAAGGCUAACUACAACUACCCUACGAACACGUGCAACGGAGAGUGCCGUCACUAUACUCAGGUUGUUUGGAGAAACUCGGUGAGACUCGGAUGUGCCAAAGUGAGGUGUAACAAUGGUGGAACCAUCAUCAGCUGCAACUAUGAUCCUCGUGGGAAUUAUGUGAACCAGAAGCCUUACUAA